AUGAGCGCACCACGUCAGCCUUUGUCACGAGCCAAGAUGGCCAAUUGUUCCAGUGGCGGUGGCAGCCCUGUCCGGAAAGGUAUCUCGCGUCAAAAUUCGGCUACGCUUGCCGACAGUGUGGCUAUCCUUCGCCCGGAUGACGAGGCGAUAAAAGAAGAGCUCAAGCGCGAGGCAGAGAGACAGACACUGUUUCAAAAGGUAUCGAACUUCAAACUGGAUGCCCCCAAUGGCUACCGAAAAGUCGAAGUAUUGAUAAUCCGAUGGGAUGAGAGCAUUGACGAGUUUAAGGGUCACGACAAAGAGAUAGACAGACUCCAGAACAUUUUCACUCUGGGGUUUGGCUUUGGCUGUAGAGUCGCCAGAAUCAAGAACGAUAAAAAUCCUCAAAUAAGCCUCAACUUCGAGAUUUUGAAACACGUGAACGAGCAUGAUGGGGAGAACAAUCUGCUCAUCGUAUAUUAUACAGGCCAUGGGAACCAAGUCAACGAUGGGGAUGGUCAACAUCUUGAGCUUUCCGCCUUGAGCCUGACUCUCGUUAGCACUCAAGAAUCCGAAGAGACUAGCGAAUACCUUCCAGCAGCUCACUGGGACAAAGCCGAAGAUCCACUGAAAAACCUUGCUGCAGCUGAUGCUCUGGCUAUACUAGACUGUUGUUUUGCGAGCACUGCCGCUAUCAAAGGCAGGAACGAAGAGUUCAGGACAUACCAACUCCUUGCAGCAUCAGCCCAGGAUAAUCCAACGAAUGGGCCUGGGAAACUAUCCUUCACAAACGCGCUUUGUGAAUCACUAGAAGAGCUCUUGAAAGAAUCUAAGGAUGAAACAUUUCCAGUCAUCAAGCUCUGGGAGAGAAUCAACACCAAGAGGAAAACGCAGGCUGCGCUAAUUUGGGACCGUCUUCAGCGGUAUAAACGUAACAUCGAGUUAGGCCGUUUAGCACCCGAGUCAGACCGAGAAGCAUCAUUCAAAGGCGAGAGUCCUGAGCAAGCGUCGCUAGUGCUCAGACUUUCACUGAAAACAAGGGAUCUAGAAAAUGGGAAGAUUGAGAAGUUAGGUCGUCAGCUGCCCGUGCUUUGCAAGGAGGCUGGUAUCCCCAUUCGGCGCAUGGAGUGGGUGAAGAUGGAGCAGCGAAAUCCUGGUCAAGUGCUUCGGCAUGCUGUCAAGCAGACGCUUCGAAGAAAUCCUAGCAGGCGCAAAAGUAGUCCAGGACAGCUGCAACAGCUUCCAAAGUCGCCGGAGUCGAGGAAGCGUACUCAGUCGGACUUGACCUCGCGGUCGGCAGCAAAGCGAAGGGCUCACAACACUGCCCCCUUAGUGGAAGAAUCUCUGAACCCAGGUUUGAGAACUCCUGCGAGAAGCAGCGUCAGAAGCAAGUCGGCCGAGAGUGAGAGUGCUGCAGAAUGA
Molecule: messenger RNA, 1401 nt
Organism: Didymosphaeria variabile
Lineage: Eukaryota; Fungi; Ascomycota; Dothideomycetes; Pleosporales; Didymosphaeriaceae
Exons: 3
Coding region: 1-1401 (466 amino acids)
Biological process (GO): proteolysis
Molecular function (GO): cysteine-type endopeptidase activity
Source: RefSeq, a predicted model, not a curated record